AAAUGAUGAUAAAAACCUUAAUGAUUGGAUUAGAAGCUUUAAAAUUGCUGCUGAAUUAAAUAUACUUCGCCAAGAAUUUUAUGAAAAAGUAGAUUUUUAUACAGGAAAAUUUAAAAGAUUGUUAAAGAAAGUCAACUCUUCUAGUGCCUUACUAGAUAAAUAUACUAUGAGACUUUUUCUUAAUAGAUUAAGGAAAAAUAUCAUCUCUCUCAUAGCAUUUUCUCAUCCUAAAAAUGUAGAUAAAGCUAUUGAAGCAGCUAAGCAAAUUGAGAGUGAUCAAUAUUAUGAACAACAAUUUCCUAUACCAAUCCAAACAAGUGGAAGUAAUAAUACUAUUGAUAAUCUUACCAAAUAA
Messenger RNA from Funneliformis caledonium, 355 nucleotides. NCBI's taxonomy places the organism in Eukaryota, Fungi, Glomeromycota, Glomeromycetes, Glomerales, Glomeraceae. The record is from the annotation of a GenBank genome assembly.